AUGGCCGCGUCAAUGAUGACUUCGACGAUUAGCUCAACGAGUAGCGUGAGUGGAGCGUCAUCGUUGAACUCGUUGAACACAAGCGGAUCUUUUACGUUUCGGAAGGAUGGGGAAGAUGGGUUUACGAUCUACAACGGUAGCAGUUUAAGCAAUGCGAAGAAAACAGCGCCAGAGUUGAGCGUGGUUUUUGAUGGACAUAAAAUAGAUCUGUUCAAAAUGUCAGACGAGAAGAAGUGCAUUGCAACAGCUAGACGCGUUCAGAAAGGGAGAAACGUAUAUUAUGGGUUGACUCUCGUGAAACGUAAUUGUCCAGUAAUGCUAGUGGAUAGGAAAAGGGCGUUUACUUUGUUAGACGGAACAGAAUGUCGACCAAAGUUGGAGGAGAAAAGCUAUACUGUCAUUGACGCACGUUCUGGACUCGCAAUGGCUACACUUGAACGCAAUACGCGGUCUUUUAGCAAAUUUGGCGUCUUGAGGCUGUUUGCCGCGCUGGACACGGACAGUCUUACUUUCUUGUUCAUGAGCGUUGUAACCCUGAUCAAGCUGCAAAGAGAUAGAGAUUCGUUUAAUAAUCUCAGUGGUAUUAUCUAA
This is a messenger RNA of Wallemia ichthyophaga EXF-994, 591 nucleotides long. RefSeq lists its product as uncharacterized. The transcript has a single exon. The record is from RefSeq and is a predicted model, not a curated record. NCBI's taxonomy places the organism in Eukaryota, Fungi, Basidiomycota, Wallemiomycetes, Wallemiales, Wallemiaceae. The coding region runs from base 1 to 591 and encodes 196 amino acids.